Messenger RNA from Adineta steineri, 957 nucleotides. Lineage: Eukaryota; Metazoa; Rotifera; Eurotatoria; Adinetida; Adinetidae. The record is from the annotation of a GenBank genome assembly.
AUGUCAUUGUUAUACAUUAGUCAACAAAUUACAAUUUACGUAGGAUGGUUUCUUGUCAUUGCUGGAAUAAGUGGAAAUGGAUUAAAUAUUUCGAUAUUCACAAGUGUUCGUAAUUAUCGUCAAACUCCUUGUACAUUUUAUUUUCUUAUAACUUCAAUAGACAAUAUUAUUGUUCUGAUAGUUAGUCUUGUUUCUCGUAUAUUCAUUGCAGGUUAUCAUAUUGAUUUAACUCUUACAUCAACAUUCUGGUGUAAACUACGAGCAUAUCUCAUAAAUGUCCUUACAUUAAUUUCUUUUACUUAUUCAUGUCUGACUUCAAUUGAUCAAUUUCUAGUUACAUCAAGAAACGCUAAUAUUCGUCGUUUAAGUAAUAUCAAAUGGGCACAUAGGAUUAUGUUUAUUGUUAUCAUUGUAUGGUGUUUACAUGGAAUACCUCAAAUUUUAUUCUAUGAUAUUUCAUCAAUAACACAGACAUGUCAGAUCGUCAAUGUUAAAUAUUCUAUUUAUGCUUCAAUAUAUGUUCUUAGUCUUACUUGUGUCAUUCCAAUCGUAGUGAUGAUUGUAUUUGGAUAUUUAACUUAUCGUAAUAUUCAUUUAACAAGAGUUCUUGCUGAGCAACAAGCUGAUCAUCAGUUAGUACGAAUGACUUUGAUUCAAGUAAUUCUAGUUGUGAUUUCCAUAACUCCAUACGGAAUGAAUAAUGUUUAUGGUUUGAUUACAUCUUCAGUUAGUAAAGAUCCAGAUCGGACAAUAAAAGAAUCAUUUAUAUCGACAAUGUUUAGUCUAUUAGCUUAUGUCAAUUAUGUUGGAAGUUGCUAUAUGUUUAUGAUUUCAUCACGUCGAUUUCGUCGACAAAUAAAAGAUCGAAUCUUUUUUUGGAAAAGACAAAAUCGAAUAGCUCCGUUUCAACUACCUACACUUAAAAGAGCAACAUCAAAUAUCAGAGCAAAGAAUUAA